Suillus bovinus is the source of this 2719-nucleotide messenger RNA. RefSeq lists its product as uncharacterized. The transcript has 6 exons. The record is from RefSeq and is a predicted model, not a curated record. NCBI's taxonomy places the organism in Eukaryota, Fungi, Basidiomycota, Agaricomycetes, Boletales, Suillaceae. The coding region runs from base 192 to 2597 and encodes 801 amino acids.
CGCCACGCCACUGAUCAAUCUACAUCGGGUUGAUCAAUGGUCCAUCAUAUUUGCGCCACAAAUAUUGGUCGACCAGAUAUAAGGCAAGCCAGCAGUGUCUGUCUUUUCUUGUCCUCUUAGUUUUCUCCACCUUACCAGUUCGGUUCACAACACCCAGUCGGCACAAUCAUUGAACGCCUGACGUCAGAGUCAUGUCCCCUGCCGGCGAGACUGGCGUAUCGUCUACUCCCCCACGUGCCAAUGCACAAGCCCAUGUUUCUAGCACAAUUGAAUCCACUCCAAACAGCCGUGGGGCUUCAGUCAUCAGCCAGAACAUCGGCGUGCUCGGUGUCCAGGUUAAGAAAGUUCGCCCAUGGAUUCAACGCGAUAUCGAGCAGGUUAAGGAGUGCAAGGCGGACGCCAUGCUGCAAGUUCUCCUACAGCGUGCUUCUUCCUCUCCCGAGACUAAACAGCCCGAGCUCCUGCAAAUGUGCCUCAAGGCAGUUCUGCCGGUUUGCAAUGGACAGGCCUCCACUGCUCUCGUAAAGUCUUCUGACAUCGAGACGGCCCUCAAGGAAUACGUACGCCCAGGAGUAGAACACAACUUUUACGGCCCUUUUAUAAGAGCCACUAACAUCGCUCUCACGUGUCUUGAAGAGAUCAAGGUUGACGGGAUGUGUGCUCCUGUCCCCGCCGUGGACAUGAUCUGUCAGCAGAACGAUAUGCCCAUGCACCAAUCCCACCAGACUGCGAAAUCAACUCGGAAGCCUGACCUCGUCAUUCUUCCUUUGAAUACCGCAUGCGCUCCCUUCAAGGGUGAGAAGGCCGGAAAGAAACGGAAAGAAAAGGAGAAACAGAAGGACAACGAGAAGAUUGACGAUAAGCGUAAGAAGAAGCGCAAGGCUCACAUGGACAAAAAUGCAACAGCAAAACCGAAAAAUCUACCCUGGAAAGAUGUUCUAGCUUGCAUCGAGUUCAAGAGAAAGACGCCAGGGAGGACAAAAGGGAUUGACCCGCCGCCCUGUUCGUACACCGUAAAAGACUAUAUCUCUACCAAGCCAGAAUAUCUGCCAGUGAGUCAUCUUAAAGAUGAAAACACUGCACCCGACCCUUCGCAGACCCCAGCUACACAACCCGCAUCUGACACUGCAUUUCUAUCUUCCAAUCCUACUGCUGCCCAGCCUUCCCUGGGCGGGUCCAGCUCCAAGCGCAAAGCCACGGACACUUUAGAAUCCGCCCCAAAAAAAUCCAAGGCGAACCCCGACGACACGGACGCCGAUCUAGAUGUGACUGUUCAGACGGGUCUGUACGCCGCCGAAAUGUUUGCGGCCAAUCUUGGAGUCAACUAUCUGCUGAAUAUUAUCGUUGUCGACGAUGUAAUGUGGAUCUGGUAUUAUGAUCGGCAAGGGGUCAUUCAAUGCUCAGGUAUCAACUUCAUUCAGGAUCUCCCGCGAUUCAUGGUGCUGUUGUAUGCUUUACAACGCUUCAAGCUUCACGAUUGGGGCCGAAACAAGGACUUCCUCCCAGUUCAAGUUGAGGGGAAACAAUGCCACGAAUUCACAAUCAAGGAUGAAACACUUGGAGAGGUGGAUCUGCUGCUUCACACCAGUCACGACGAAAGGGUGACACACUACGGACUGCAAGGACGGGCCACCAAUGUGGUCCCUGUCACCAGCGAAGCGCUCGCGAAGAAAUACGACAACCUUCAUGACGGGAUGGUGGCCAAGAUCUUUUGGGGAGAGGAGAGUCGUACGAGCGAGCCGGAAAUUUUGGACGAGGUGAAGAAGAUCGCCAAGUCGCACAGUUCUGUCCAAGGCCACAUUCCUGAGUUGCUGUGGCACCACAAGUUCACGAAUCCCACGUCCGCCAUCCGAGAAGCGCUCGGCGUUCCAGACCCCACCACGGGCAGUCGCGUCCUCUACAUUCUCGUAUUCCGCAAGCUCAAGCCAAUCACGGAGCUUGAUGGCAAAGUGCUUUUCGACGUAUGGUAUCAAUGCAUACUAUGUCACCUUACUUUGUGGAAGGAAGGGGUCUAUCAUCGAGAUGUCAGCCCUGGAAACCUGAUGUGGUACUGGAAAGACGGGAAGCGCAUAGGUGUUUUAAACGACUACGAUCUAUCUUCAUUGGCGGGUGACCCAGGUCCUCGGGGCAACGAACGCACAGGAACAGUGCCGUUCAUGGCACUUGAUCUUCUCACCUUAGAGGGUCAACGAGGCGAAGUCAAACACCUAUAUCGCCAUGACCUGGAGUCGUUUAUGUGGUGCUUUGCUUGGAUCUCCUUGCAGUAUGAGGACGGAGUUCUUCGAUCUGAGGAAUCGCGACCCCUUGAUGAAUGGGCCACUUUAAAUGCCAUAGCAUGUGGCGAGAAGAAGUUUGUUUUCCAGGCUAAUAGAAACGUUCCCGCGCACUUGCACAAAGAUAAACUUAUGUGGGAGUUCGUUGUGGAUUGUUUCGAUGUGCUGGACACGCAUGCCUUUAAUCGACGUAAAGAAUUACUACGAUCGACAAGAAGGGGAGACAAGCCGACCCACUCCAAGGAAUCAGAAUCAGAUAUGGAUGAUUUUCUCCAGUCAUUCAAAGAUACCGAGAGCUGGGCUGAGCUCAGCAAACUUUCAUAGCGCUUUAUUCACUUGCUGCACUACCUGCGGUUUUCUGUAUUCUAAUACCUGUAUACACUUUCCAGCUGACUAAGUAUACCAAUCGAAUACUAGAUGGAUGAUGGUAACUCGUCGUUUGUGCA